AUCUUUAGGGGGGUUCAUUUUAAUUUGAGGCAGCCUCGAAGUGGUAGUUCAACAACUUCGCUUUGGUACGUGAACUCAAGCAAGGACUGUUCGUUUCGAGGGGAAAAUUGGAAUCUUAAUUGUUCAACCCCCCAUUCCGAAAAAGAACCCUCAGUUGCUUGAAUUCGCUCGUGGUCGCCACUAUUACUCCUCUCAGAAAAGACUGUCCAGGAUAUUUGCAAAUCCAGUUUGACACUUUUGGAUCAUCCAGGAAAAGACUUUUCGAUAUCACCAUGACUACCCGCACCACCACCACCACCACCACGAGAAGAACCAGAAUCGGAGAGUUCACCUACCCUUGGUUAUUGACCUUGGGUGUUGUAUUGCUGAUGACUGUGGGCUCAACAGAGAGCGCCAAAGGCUCCUGUCGAGCUGCAAAACGAUGCUGCGAUGGCCAAGAUGGAGAUUGCCUCAUUCAAAGCUCAAUUGAGAACCCUUACCAAACCUCGGAACAAGAUGAGGACAUCCAGGAGCCAUGCUAUUGCGACCAUGGCUGUCUGGAUAUGGGCGAUUGUUGUCCAGACUUCAAGGACUAUUGUGGAGUGAUUGAUUGUCAGGUGUCAGAAUGGUCCACUUGGUCGAAGUGCGAUGUGUCUUGUGGUGAAGGCACUGCUUCUCGUACCCGAGAUGUGGAGCGUCCAGAGUCCAAUGGAGGCUCACAAUGUCCAGUUCUGGAGGAACGCAAACGAUGCCACGCCAACAAGUGCCACCCCAAGCACAAUCAAGUGGAAAAGUCCUCGGCUUUUAGAGAGACGGCCAUGAUCCUGCCGGGUAAAUAUGCGGUCCAAUCCAUGCGAGGAGGUCGCAAAUAUGAGGUCCGUGCCAAUUUGAAGUCCUUCCUCGACAAGCCCAAGAGCAAAAAGUACUGUGUCGUUUUCAAAGUGGAAAAGGCCACGCACACCUGUCAGAACGACAAAGAAACGGAUCCCCUUAGGACAGGCCACACUGUUUGCGCUGUCUGUGACGACAAGGCCCAACGCGAUAAUCUGGGUGGGCGUUGCAUGGGUCAUGGGAUUGAGGGUCGUCCCACCAAGUUCAAGAACUUGAUCCAUCCUCGAUGUCAUGGGAGGUGGACCAAAGUUGAGACGCGAGAUGAGUGUCCUUGUCCCAAUGGACCGGACUUUGUCUUUGUCUAAGUUCAAUUCUCGUCUUUGAAUCCGUCAUGAGCCAUACUGCCAAAAAUAGCCUGAACUCCCAAUCCACAUGAGUCUCCAUCGAGCCUUUCAGCAUGCUUCUCCGGAAGAUCAUAAAUUAUGUAAAGACUGCUUUUGUACAAAUGUGGAAUGCUUGAACUUCCUAAACUUGGAAAUGAAAUAAAACCAUGGAUAUUUAAGCAUG
This is a messenger RNA of Tigriopus californicus, 1377 nucleotides long. RefSeq names its product somatomedin-B and thrombospondin type-1 domain-containing protein-like. The transcript is spliced from 5 exons. Bases 273 to 1175 code for a protein of 300 amino acids. The record is from RefSeq and is a predicted model, not a curated record. Lineage: Eukaryota; Metazoa; Arthropoda; Copepoda; Harpacticoida; Harpacticidae.